Messenger RNA from Paraglomus brasilianum, 249 nucleotides. The record is from the annotation of a GenBank genome assembly. Lineage: Eukaryota; Fungi; Glomeromycota; Glomeromycetes; Paraglomerales; Paraglomeraceae.
AUGGUCCAGCAAUUUAGUUACCCAGCUGUCGCACGAAAAACGGAACGACCGCGAGCAUUCUUGGACGAAAGGCAAUUGCGUCCUCUCUUACCUAGACCCGCUUCGCAUGCAGAACUGAAUUAUGAGAGCUGGACAGGAAUAGUUAAAACUGUGUCGCAUAGUACACAGUACACACUUGUCACAUUUGAUGCCAAAACGUCAUUUCGAGGGAGCAGUGGAACAUUGUUGAAAGGAUCUGAGAAAGGAUGA